AUGCGCCCGCUUAUCCUAACCGCUCGCUGCUGGCUCCUCCGCGCGCGUGUUCGUGCCAUGGCCACGCUUCCCAUGGCGCCCCCCGCCACCGCCAUCUCCUUCACCACCCGCCCCCUCUACUCCCCUUCUUCGCGUUCUCACCGCCGCCUCCUCGCCCGCUUCUUCUCCGUCGCGCCGGCGUCGGCCGGGCCGAGAGGGCUCCGAGCGGCGGCCUCCGCCGUUGAGGUGGGCGGUGUCAAGAUGGCGCGCGAGGAUGUUGUGAAGGAGGAUGACCCGACAAACAAUGUGCCAGACACUAUCUUCUCGAAGAUCAGCCUGCAGCUGCACAGGAGGGAUAACCAUCCCCUUGGGAUUCUGAAGAACACAAUUUAUAAUUACUUUGACAAGAACUUCACUGGACAGUUUGAUGACCUUUGCCCCCUUGUUUCUGUCAAGCAGAAUUUUGAUGAUGUCUUGGUCCCUUCUGACCAUAUGGAAGGGUUCCGUGUCUUCUCUCCUGAUGAAUGGUCAGGUUCUGGCAUGGAUGGGACAGCAUAUGCAGCUGCAGAACUCAUGAAAAUACUGGAAGGCUUGGCAAGAUAUCUAUUUGGUGCUGUAGAGAUGCGAUGGGUUGACACUUACUUCCCAUUUACCAACCCAUCUUUUGAGCUUGAAAUAUAUUUUCAGGAUGAUUGGUUGGAGGUUUUGGGGUGUGGAGUCACUGAGCAGGAAAUUUUGAAAAGAAAUGGCAGGAGAGACCAUGUGGCAUGGGCCUUUGGAUUGGGCUUGGAGCGCCUUGCAAUGGUCCUUUUUGACAUUCCAGAUAUUUGA
Messenger RNA from Miscanthus lutarioriparius, 810 nucleotides. The record is from the annotation of a GenBank genome assembly. Lineage: Eukaryota; Viridiplantae; Streptophyta; Magnoliopsida; Poales; Poaceae.